AGAAAAUUUAAACAGCUGGAUGAGUUAUUUUGAUUUUAUGAAAAUUUCCUACAAAUUAAUCAACAUUUUAGUUUUCAAACAUUUUAAUUCAUUAUUUUAUAAUGCUUACUUCUUUCUCAAAAUGUACCUUGCUAAAAGCAAGUCAACAUACCUUACGUCCUAUGUCUACUGUAAAUUUUGAUAUUCAACAUAAACAACCCAUUGCUAGACGACAAAUUGGAUUACCUCGAGCCAGGUAUGGAGGAAGAAAUGCAGUGACUAUGUUACCAGGAGGAGGCAUUGGACCAGAGUUGAUGAGUUAUGUGAAAGAAGUUUUCAAUCAUGGUGGUGUGCCAGUUGAUUUUGAAACAGUUCAGAUAGAUCCAUCGAGCAAUAGUAAUGAUGAUUUACAAUAUGCUAUAACAUCUAUUCGAAGGAAUGGAGUAGCUAUCAAAGGAAAUAUUGAAACUAGAAGCCUAGACACUGAUAUUAUAUCUCGUAAUGUAGCUAUACGUAAUGAACUUGAUUUAUUUGUGAAUGUCAUAAAUGUUCAAUCUUAUGAAAAUGUACCCAGUAGACAUAAAAAUGUUAAUAUUAUUAUUAUACGUCAAAACACUGAAGGUGAAUAUGCUAUGUUAGAACAUGAAAGUGUUUAUGGCGUAGUUGAGUCAAUGAAGGUGAUUACUAAAGAAAAUUCUCAACGUUUAGCUCGUUAUGCUUUUGAAUUGGCAAAGAACAAUGGCCGUAAAAAAGUCACAUCAAUACAUAAGGCUAACAUUAUGAAGUUAUCUGAUGGUUUAUUUUUAGAAACAUGCAAAGAAAUGGCAGAAGAAUAUCCAGAAAUACAAUUUGACAAUAUGAUAAUUGAUAACUGCUGUAUGCAACUUGUGUCUAAUCCACAUCAAUUUGAUGUUAUGGUUAUGCCGAAUCUUUAUGGGUCAAUUGUAUCUAAUGUAAUUUGUGGUCUUGUUGGUGGAGCUGGUUUAAUAUCUGGCCGAAACUAUGGAGAUCACUAUGCUGUUUUUGAGCCUGGAACUAGAAAUACAGGUUCCUCAAUCGCAGGUGCCAACAUUGCUAAUCCUGUUGCCAUGUUAAGUGCAUCUGCUGAUAUGUUAGAACAUUUAGGACAUAAAAUGCAUUGUGAAAUGAUUAGAACUGCCAUUACUAAAACACUCACUGAAGAUUUAGUUCACACUGCUGAUUUAAAUGGCACUGCAUCUACAACAGAUGUAGUACAUAAUAUUAUUAAGCAUGUUAAAAUCUUAGCAGGUAAACGUGUGUGAAAAAUACACAUCUACUAUUAAUAAUAAGUACUUUUAAAAAAAUGUUAACUGAUAGAUUUAAAUUUCUUAAAUUGGUUUUCUAACAAACUCUCUAUUAUUGUAAAUUAUUUCAAAAAGUAUGAAAAUUAAUAAAAUAUCAUUUAUUAUUUAAUUUUA
Messenger RNA from Daktulosphaira vitifoliae (grape phylloxera), 1418 nucleotides. RefSeq names its product isocitrate dehydrogenase [NAD] subunit gamma, mitochondrial-like. The transcript has 2 exons. Gene Ontology annotation, biological process: tricarboxylic acid cycle; isocitrate metabolic process. Gene Ontology annotation, cellular component: mitochondrion. The coding region runs from base 102 to 1262 and encodes 386 amino acids. NCBI's taxonomy places the organism in Eukaryota, Metazoa, Arthropoda, Insecta, Hemiptera, Phylloxeridae. The record is from RefSeq and is a predicted model, not a curated record.